CUCUAAACACCUUAUCGCUCACAAGCAGGCGCGUAACCACGUUGCGCUAUCAAUGGUAUCUAAACAAAAAACAAACCUCCCCCGACGAGACCAGCAGCGGACGCGUUGGAGACAGGUUGUUUUCCAGUUAUGCAUGCGGACAACAGAAGACGAAAAGUCUUUCUGUUUACAGAGAAGACAAAAGGAUGAUAUGCCAUCACCCGAGCCGACUGUUGGCACUUUACGUGAUAUUCUGCGCCAUGCAAACACCUUCCAUCGUCCAGGGCGCACGAGACUUCGAGAAAAAAGUGUCUAUGAUGCUGAAAGAAGAGCCAGAAAACCCAAAGUGCUUUGCUGAAGGCAGGAAAGACUUCACGUGCUUCUGGGAGGAAGAUGAAGAGAGGGCAGGCUCUGUGGACCAGUACUCCUUCACAUACACCUACCAAAAUGAAAACAGCAGCAGGUGCCCACUGAGAACCGUCCCUGCAGCAGGUGGGAAGAGGCUGUUCAUCUGCCAUCUGAACCGAACCCAGAUGUUUGUCCAAAUGGACAUACAAGUUCAUCGAGAGGGAGUGCUCAUCCACAAUCGCAGCCUUCUCAUCGAGCUUGUCUUUCUUCUGAACCCGCCGGCUAACGUGACAGUGAGCAGCACGGGUCAGCAAGGCCAGCUGAAUGUUAGCUGGGUGCCUCCCCCUCUCAAGUACAUGGAUGACAGCAUGAUGUACGAGGUCAGCUACAGUGCAGCAGACAACCACGUGGGGCAGGUAGAGGUGGCACGAGCCAGCUCCGAGUUGAUCCUGAGGGGCCUGCAGCCAGGUACAAAGUACAAGGUGCGAGUCCGUGUAAAGCUGGAUGGCAUUAGUUACAACGGCUAUUGGAGUGCCUGGAGUGAGCCGGAGUUCAUGGAAACACUGCCUGCAGAACUCGAUCUACUCAUCAUGUCCCUGACUCUCAUCAUCUCUUUUGUCCUCAUUGGGCUGUCUCUCGCUAUGCUCCUGUCACAUCGCAGGUUUCUUGUAAACAAGAUUUGGCCGACUAUUCCAACUCCUGACAGCAAGUUUCAAGGCCUUUUUACUGUUUAUGGUGGGGACUUUAAGGAGUGGUUAGGGCACACCAACGGAGGUUUAUGGUUGACCCCAGCUUUCUACGACUCAGAAGAAUUCCCCUCUCGCCUGGAGGUCCUGUCAGAGCUCAGCCUUUGCCCCACACCGCCUUCCCCACCUCUGCUGCCAAAGACCUCUAGAGCUUUGACUGCAGACAGGAAGGAGGACAGGACUGUAAAGAAAGGGCUCAGUGAGAGAGAGACGUUGGAAAGAGGGGGUUCAGUUCUGACAGAUAGAUGGAGAGCCACACCACAUGACCACUGGCUGAUGGACCGCUUACGGGCCCUCCACCAGAACCCUGUUCCCUCCUCCCAGUCCUCUCUGCUGGAGUCUCAAGACGCCUAUGUCACCCUCAAUGCCAACAACCGCAGCGAGGACGAACAUCUGGAUGACAUUCUCGAGGAGGCCUUACCCCUUGAGGUGCUUUUUGCCUCCAGAAAGAAAGCUUUGUGUGAAUCUCACUCUGACCUCGGAUCAGUGCAGCAGAGCUCCGGAUCGGGACGCCUUUCAUCACAGUCCAGCUUUGAGUACCCAAACCACAUCUGGAUGCCCAAAGGCCCAGGGUACACCUACAUGGCAGUGGCAGACUCUGGGGUCUCUAUGGAUUACAGCCCCAUGAGCAGAGUAGACGACAUUGGAAAAGUGGCUAUCUACGCCAAUGAGUACAAGAACGAUAUUCCUGCUCAUAGAAGACCUUUCCUGUUGAGGCAGCACCCUGUCCAUGAUGACAGCUGAGAAGGGACUAAGCUGGACAGUUUACACAUGGGCUGAGCCUUGAGGCAGGCUCUGUGAAGGGUAUUUGGGUAUUCACCCAAAGCUACAAAGCCUCUCUUUAACUGUUAAGAAAGGAGUACCAGGGAUUCCGGAGCUGACUGACACCAAAGUGUAAACUAAAGGACUAAGGAAGAAGAGUCCACUUUGUGUACAUACAUCAUUUCUACUUUAUCCAAAUCAUCCCUGAUCUGUACAGGACAAUACCAUUACACUGAAAUGGCAGCUGUGGUUUCCACCAAAUUCUGAUAGUCAAUGCAAAGGUCUGCAUACUGAUCUGUAGGUAUCCUAUCCUGUAGAUCAGACCAGGGUUUUUAUAAUUUUAUCAAAAUUAAAGUUUAAGAGUGUUUCCAUAGUCAUUUAUUCAUAUUUGAGUGUACUCUUAUAUUAACGCUUAAAUGACAGAAUAGCAAUUAGGUUCAAAGAUAGUCAACAUCCUAGAAUUGAAGACUGUGAACAAUACAGGACAAUGCUCUUUGCUAUUCCUCUGAUGUGUCUUGAAGAAAAAGGCUGGUGAUGAUACAUUUAUAUUUUUUUGUAUUGUCAAAAUAUCCCACAAAAAGACAAAAUCAUCAGUUAAUUUAUCCCUCUACAAGAGUUGCAAGUGGACCGAAAGCCUGAUAUAGCUAAUUCCUAUGACAAACUGUGGACCUCCAUUUUGGUCUACAGUCAUGCUCGCAGCUCUGUGAGGCUGUACUUCUGACUUGUAAAUAGCAUUCAAGUCCGGGUCAUAAUUUGUUACAAAGAAACUCAGAUUUUUUCUGAAAGCUCUGAUAUAGCUAACUUGGUAAUUACUUAUACAGAAGACCAAGUAUGGAGGCCUCACAUUAGCCGGCAUUAGGGACAGCAAUGCUGUUUGCUAAAUGCUAAUGUCAGUAUGCUAACAUGCUCACAGCAGCAUUACUCUGAUGUUUAUCAUAUUCACCAUCUUAGUUUUUAUCAUCACUGUUUAAAUUGUUCGCAUGCUGAUAAUUGUUAAUUAGUACUGAAUACAAAGUAUAAGUAUUAUAAGUUGAGGCUGAUGAGAAUAUUAUUAGUAUUUGGCCAUAAACCAAAGUACUUGACUGAUUGAAAUUUAAACCUGAUGAUGGUGGUAGAUAAGACACUUUGUCCUCUGGGGACCAGAGAUUUUUUUUAUUCAUGGCAAUCCAUCAGAUAAUUGCACUAUGUGACAUGUUUCCUCAUUAUGAUGAAGAUAGGUACAGUGGUUUAUUUUUACUGGUUUUACUUCAGCAUUUUUUAGGAAAUCAUGCAGUAUUUAACGAAAUUGAAACUGCUGGCUGGCUAUUUGAGUGCCACAGACACUCAACACUUUGUUGGUUGGGAUUUGUUGACAAUAAAAAAAUGUAAUAUUGCCGGCCUUAUAGUUUAACACACCCUCAAAUUUAAACUACACAGAUUUAACUUGAACCCCGCAGUCAUUAUGUCAAUGCCAUUUUGUGUCUUAAGAAAUUCACUGUAUUUGUAAAUAGUAUAAGAUGCUUUUUGUAGUAUUACAGCCGUUUCAGAGGACAAUUAAACUAACAAGUUGUUGCCAACAGAAUCCUGGAACAAAAUAAAUAAAAUUACUACUACUGUAGGCUUUGUAUGAAGGUUUUAAGACAUUAUUACUCCUCAUGUAACUGUAGUUGUUAGUAAGUCUCUAACUUGUUUUCAGUCACUGCUGCCAUCUAAAGAGCAGAGUGUGUACAGCAUGUCUUAACCUUGACAGUUCUAUGCAAAACAUUUAAAUUCACCACAGCUGAGAAAUCAAACUGAAUAAUUUCUGUUCUUCAUGCUUGUUUGCUUUUGUCUUAGUGCAAAUAUCUUGUAACUGAAACUGUCACUACUCAACAACAUUUCUAUUCACUGUUGACUUAUAUUUUAGAAAGAAAUGUGUGACACAAAAAGUAAACAAAGGUUUAAUGCCCAAACUACAACCAACUGGCUGUCUCUAACACGUUUUUCACAAAAGCAAAUAAUGAGUUAUCAAAUAUGAUUUGUGGAUAUUAUUUUGGCUUUUUUUCCUAAUAUACAACAUAUAUCUGUUGUAAAUCUUACAUUUGUCACACUCAAAAGGUGAAUAUCUCCUUCUUGCAUGAAUUAAUAUUUUAAUACAAAUUUCCUUAUUAGUAGUUUCCUUUGAGUGAUAUUUAAUUUUUUUUAAAUUUUCAGAUAUAAUAUCUGUAUUGACAAUGAUAUUGUUUAUUUUUCAAAAUAUAUAUUUGAUAUAUUCUUAUUGAUUUGUAAAAUACUUUAACUGUGAUAUCAGCCACCUGAGUCCAAUUUCUCACACAUGUUAAUCGCUCCAGUGUUUCCAACCUGAGGGACAGGACCCCUCCAAGGGUUGCAAGAUAAAAGUGACAGGGUCACAAAAUGAUUAAGGGGCUAAGAAAGAAGAGAAGAAAUGAAUGUGCUAUGUGCAAAAUAUUUGUUUAUUUUAACGUACAGUGUAUUGAGAGAUCCUUUUUCUUUUUUACCUUUUGGGGGACCACAAGUUUUAAAGGGGCUUGAACAAAAAAAGUUGGUAACCACUACUCAGUAGUCCCAUUCCUCAAUUUCUAUGUACAGUUUUUCAUUGUGUAAGAUUUCAUUCAUGUGUUUGACAAAGUUUUAUGCCAUUUAAAAUUUCAACUCAAUAAAUGUACAUCUACAACCA
Molecule: messenger RNA, 4491 nt
Organism: Dicentrarchus labrax (European seabass)
Lineage: Eukaryota; Metazoa; Chordata; Actinopteri; Moronidae
Gene: epor
Product: erythropoietin receptor
Exons: 8
Coding region: 186-1817 (543 amino acids)
Biological process (GO): positive regulation of cell population proliferation; cytokine-mediated signaling pathway; hemopoiesis
Cellular component (GO): external side of plasma membrane; membrane
Molecular function (GO): cytokine receptor activity; protein binding
Source: RefSeq, a predicted model, not a curated record